AUGGAAGCCAACAGAAAUAUUUUGGUGCUCCUAGAAGAAGAGCUACUUAUAAAUGCUGCCAUUGCGGCUGUUUUAGUUGCUAGGAGCCAACGUAGGGGAAGGAUGAAGAAAAGAAAAAGGCGUUUUUGGACUAGACCCUGGUUAAUGCGCAGGUCUUUGCAUGGACAAUACGAAGCUUUAAUGUCAGAAAUGGCAAUGGAGGACCACACUGGAUUUAGGAACUUUCAGCGAAUUGAUCCUGAACUUUUUCAGGAAAUGUUGGUUCGUGUUAGUCCAAGGAUCCGAAAGCAGGAUACCAGAAUGAGAAGGGCACUUGAUCCGGGAUUGCGACUGGCCAUCACCCUGCGAUACCUUGCCACUGGGGACUCUUACAAGAGUCUGGAAUACGGAUUCCGGGUGGCAAAUAACUCGAUAUCUAAACUGGUGCCGGAAAUAGGAGCACCAGAUGAUGGCGGAGUUUUCCAAGACUGUACUUUGCGUGAUGCAUUGGAGAAGGGCAAAUUGGGGCUACCAGAGCCAGCACCGCUACCAAACGAUGAUCAGCCUGUGCCGUACAGCAUAGUAGCCGAUGACGCAUUCCAAAUGCGUUCCUGGCUGAUGAAGCCGUACCCACAUCGACAGAUGACUAGGCAACAGCGGAUAUUUAAUUAUAGAUUGUCCCGUGCUCGCCGGGUUGUAGAGAACGCCUUUGGCAUUUUGGCACACAGGUUCCGCUGUACUCUUGGCACGUUUGAGCAAGACCCCAAAACAGUAGAGAGCAUUGUGUUGGCUUGCUGCGUGCUACAUAAUCUACUCAGGUCCCGCUACCCUACCGUGGCCAACGACUUAAUGGACGGGGAAGACCCGGACACACAUGAAGUAAUUCCAGGUCGGUGGCGGAAGCAAGAAGCACUGACAGCCCUGGAAUACUUAAAAGGAAACAAUACUACAAAGGCUGCCAAGGGCCAACGUGACUACCUGUGCUCCUAUUACAACAACCCUGUUGGCAGUAUCAGUUGGCAGAAUAAUAUGAUUUAAGGUAUGUAUGUAUUUUGAAGAAUAAAACAAAUAAAUAAAAAUAAAUAUUUUAAUUCCACAGUUAAACUAUUUGCUUUCCUAAAUAACCAAGUUCAACAUUGAAAUAAAACAUGCCAACGAAGUAUAUAUUACUUUAUAUAAUAUAUAACUUUAUUAUAUGUGAUUAAAUUUACAUUAAACGAAUAAAUGUAAAUUCAACAAGAUAUUUACUCAUAUUAUUAAAAUAUUUGUUUAAAAACAUGGUAAAUGUAACAUAUUUAACAACGUAUAAUGUAAUCAACACCAUCUUUUUGUAAAUGUUUCUCAAUAUCCAUGUCGGACUUCAAAUCCUAUAAAAUAACUACCCAAAAAUUAUAACUCAUGCAAUAGGAAUGUGGUAUAAGCAACAGAUAUGUAUCAUUCACAACUUUUUAUCAUAUUUUAAUGUUGAAGUAUACAAAAGGUCUUUGAUCUAAAUGUAGUUGCCAAAAUUUACUCUAAAUUGGUGUAGAUUUUAUUUGCUCGGCUCAAAUUUGAAGUGGGGAAUAUGUCUUCUGUAGACUCAACGUCAAUGGGCAUAGUGGCCGUAUAUGAAGCCAAGGAUCCACCCGAGCUCGGUGUUUCUACAGAUAUGUACCUCCCCUGGGUCGGUAAACUUCCAAACGUAGGAGUUGGCGAUAGACGGCAAUUUGGGUGCCGGUCGGGAAACUGCGAUAGGGGGAUUGUAUGUAGGGCUUCUGAUGUUCGGAGCCUCCAGACACACUCAACAGAGACGACAUAGGCGUGAGAGUGGAGAGUUGGGAGUAACGAUGUGACGGAAAAAUCCGGUAACCUUGAGAAGAACUCCGAGUAUAUAAUUCGGACUGGUUAGGUGCUGCAUGAUGGCCAGUUGAUGCAGAGUGUCUGACCACAUACGAUUGUACCAGCCUCAUGUUGUCUAUUGUAAACUGGUACCAGUUUUCACAUGGAAUAAGUUGUAUCUGUGUUUUCAUAUACCCCAUGUACGUCUCAACCUGCUGCUCGUGUGGAGACAUUUCUUUGGCAAGAGCAUUGCGGAUUUUGGCCAAUUCAUCGGCACGGGUCA
Messenger RNA from Anneissia japonica, 2080 nucleotides. RefSeq lists its product as uncharacterized. The coding region runs from base 1 to 1017 and encodes 338 amino acids. Lineage: Eukaryota; Metazoa; Echinodermata; Crinoidea; Comatulida; Comatulidae. The record is from RefSeq and is a predicted model, not a curated record. The transcript has 3 exons.